Messenger RNA from Anopheles nili, 4134 nucleotides. RefSeq names its product titin-like. The transcript is spliced from 4 exons. The record is from RefSeq and is a predicted model, not a curated record. Lineage: Eukaryota; Metazoa; Arthropoda; Insecta; Diptera; Culicidae. Bases 1 to 4134 code for a protein of 1377 amino acids.
AUGGAGAAAGGUCUCUUGCACGUCACGCAGCAGCAAUGUUCGCGGGAUGUUCGUGGAGGCCGGUUUUUCGCAUUGCUGGACUCAGGACACACGUGGGGUGACCGGGAGGCGAUCGCCACCUUGGUGGUCCUCCAUGGGUACGUGGAGUCAAAGAAUGCAACAAGCCCCACCAAGAGCUCACAUCCAACGACAACAACAACGGUGAAGCAAACGACAACGAAGUCGGCAACGACUGCAGCAGCAACAACGAAGAAACCGGACGACAAGCAACCGGGUAGCGACCGGGAGGCACGUGGCAAGCGAACGCUCGAGUUUGGCAACUUUGGCAAUUAUAAUUACUAUCAGAGCGUACCGGCAGCGCAUACGGCUCAGCGUCGUGUGUCACACGCUUACCAGGACCCGGGCCAGUACAAUCACUACCAGAGCAACUACAUUCAGCCGCAGUUCGCUUACCAGCACCACUCAUCGCCGUCCGGUCCUGCUGGAGCACCGGCAGGAUCUUACCAAGCGUUUGAUGGUGAUAGCAGCAACUCGAUCGGUAAUUUCCAGUCGCUGCCACAGGCGGUGCAUACGCACUACAUCGAACCACCAGAGCCGAUCAUCGAGAUCAUCAUCAAGGAAAGCAACGAUUCGCUGCCACUCGACACCCAAACCAUCCUACCGAGGCAGAAGAAAAAGAAGGAAGAGGUGCAGGUGUUCUACGUGAAGUACCACAAGGACGAAACGAACGGACAGCUUGUGCUGGACGAUCCGCUACCCGCGAUCAAGCCCAUUCCGGACGAGAGCGAAGAGGAGGAAGAUCUUUCACAAGAACCGAUCGUUGUGACGCCUAGCCCACCGUUAAAGACGACCACGCUACGCGCCAUCAUCAAUCCCGACUCGGAAAAGUACCACAGCAAUAGUGGCAUUCGCAUCUCGUUCGGUACCGAAGACAAGCACCAGGCAGGCCAUCAGUUGUCGGAGUCGGAGAGCGAGUCGGUGGCACAACCGAUCGUAGCUCUGCCGCAACACAACACGGACCAUCGCUCGAAGUCGGACGUGUUCUACCAGCAGCACCAGCAGUUUGUGCAGCAACAUAACGACCGUGCCGUUCGACAACAGUAUCCACAUCAACCGCAAUCGCCGCAACAGCCACUACCUCAGCAACCACAUCCUCAGCAUCAACAUCAUCAUCAUCAGUACAGUGUGCCGGUACAGCAACAGGCGCCACAGCCGCAGCAGCCGCAGCAGCCUCACCAGCAAUACCAAGCACACCAGUACCAGCAGGCUCAUCCGGCACAUCAUCAACAGUUGCCUCAGGCACAGCCACUCGUGCAACAACACCAAGAACAGGCAAACUUUGGACAACGCUUUGCUCCCGCAACCCCGCAGCCAUAUCGUGCACAACCACCACCACCUCCGCCACCGCCGCCGCAAUCUCAGCCCCAACCUCAGCCACAACAUCAGCAAUUCCAGCAGCAGCAGCAGCAACAACAGCAGCAUCAUCACCAACAACAUCAACACUACCAGCAGCAUUAUCAGCACCAGCCACCAGCGCAACCUCAGCCGCAGCCACAAGCACCGCGUGUAGUAUACAAUCAGGCGCAACCGCAGCCUCAACCGCAGUACCAGUUCCGUCAGCAGUUCACGCCUCAGCAGCAACCGCAGCCGCAAUAUUUCACCCAACAGGCUCCAGUUCCGCAACCUCGCCCGCAGCAGGUUCGAUUCCCUCCCGCACCAGCACCGUCUCCGCAGCAACAGCAGCAGAACUAUUACCAACCGCAGCCACAACCGCCGCAGCAGCCUCCACAUCAGCCACAAUUCCAGCGGCAAGAGUUCCAGCAACCGAAACCGAUCCCGAUUCCGCUGCACAACAUCAACCAGCAGCCCCCACUGAGGCAGCAAUAUUCUUCGCCGCCUCCGCAACCACAACAUCAGCAAGUACCGCCGCAGCCACAAUUCAACCAGCCCUUCAACAACUUCUACAAACAGCAACCUCAGUCGGUUCCGCAACCGCAGGCACAACCACAGUUCCGCAAGCCUGUUCCGCCGCAACCAUCGAGUCUCCAGCAGCCACCAUUCUUGUCGGCUCGUCCGCAAUCGCCAGCCCAGCAAGCUCCGGCAUUCCACAAUGAGCGACCGGCCUACUUCGACGUGCCCCGACCGGUGCAGGGUGGGCUAGUGCAACAAGCUGCACCCAACCUAGGGCCAACGAGAGCCCCCGAGAGACCAAAGGGCGUCCCGCAAUCAAGUCUCACCGAUAACGAGCAUCUAGCUAACCUGAAGCAUGUCCUUCCGGCCGGUGGAGAACUGGUGGCAUCGGUGUCCAAGUACGAAAAACACAUCACGGAGACCGUCAACGGACCUGCGGCUGGACAGCGGCUUACAGCAAGCUCCGCACUAAACGACCCCCUGAACCGUCCGCCGUACUACAACAUACUGCCCUCACAGGAGCUCAUUAGCCACUCGAUCGAACCUACUCUCGAGACGAUCGGAGGCAAAAACAUCGGUCCUCUCGCAUCGAACAUUGGUCCGCUACCAACUCCUCAGAAGUACGUUAGCCAGCAGGCGGCGCAGGUGAUCCCCAAUUCGGAACCGCUGAACUUUGGUGUGAAUCCACGCUUCAAUACAAACUUUGAAGGAGGCGCAUCGACGGCCCAAGGGCUUGGCAGCACGCCAUCUACGGUUGGUACUACUCGUACAACCUACUCCCCUACCUUCUCGACAACUCCGCGCACAACCGUAGGCCGUUACACGGCUCCUCCAACAACGACGACGUACCGUACGACGAGGCCUCCGACCACGGUGACUACCACCACUACGCCUCGAUCGGCAGCUGAAAGUGCUGCGGCCAACGAAAAGAAACAGAAGGCUCUCUUCGAUCUGCCUGACGAGGUGCCGGAUGAUUUGCGUGAACAGCUGCUGUCCUCGGGCAUCCUCGAGAACGCCGAUAUCAGCGUGUUGGAUUACGACAAAAUUGGUGAGACGGCGCUCGAGAACCUACCACCGGAGCAUCUGGCAAAUUUCUUCAAUGCCGGCGGCGGCUCUCAGUUGGCCGGUUCCAACAACGUGUUAUCGGUGGUGAAACCAAACGGUGACAAGUUGGCGGAGAAGUUCAUCACGAAGAACUACGAUGUGAAGGAUAAGCAACAGGAUCGUGACCGGUACGAGAUCGCGAAGUCUAAUGAGGGCGACAGCGAGGCAGUGCAGCUACCGGAAGCGGACCAGCCGACGAUUGUAACGAUGCCAGAACGCCAAAACGUCGAUCUGAAGGUUGUGCGCUUCGACUCGAACAAUCAGCGCAAUGUGACUGAUCGCUACAUUAAGCAGGAUUCGACCAUCUUGCCGUCAGUAGAUGUGACAAGUGAGGAUCAGUCAGACCAGAAUGACCAGGUGUUCAAUCGCUAUCUACCUCUCAAGAUCAAUGGAGCCCAGUUCCCCAUCCCGGAUGUAGUGGAACUGCGAGGUCGCAAGAUCGCCAGCGUUGUAGUAUUGGCUCCGGUGGACGGUGAACCUACUAAUGUGCCGAAAAGUGGUGAAAGCAGCGCCAGUGAAGAAGGCGCUUCGAACGGUGGAUUUCUGAUCAAUGCCGAGGACGAUUCCGCCACGACAGACGAGCAAAAGGAUCAGCAGCAACAGUCGCGUUUUGAGCGGGACGUGUUGUUGGAUUCUAAGAAAAUUAAGUUCAUCGCUGGCGAAGCGCUAAAGCAACUGAUCAAAAAGCCUUCUCGGGAGAACUUCCGUCGGUGGUUAGAUCGCGAGGGCAAAACCGAUGUCGAUCUGCAAAGCGUGGUGCUGUUGGUGACGAGGAACGAGAACGAUGAGCAGGAAAUCUUCAUGUACGAUAUUGCAACGAAGGGCGUGACCCAUCUGAGCGGUGAACUGUCGGCUGCAUUUGUGCAAGUAGCAGAAGAGAACGCCAAGACACAGAACUUCGACGAAGUGCCCAUCGUGGAUAGUGGUAUCGUGGAGCAGAUGGAAACCAAGUCGUCUGAAUCCAGCUUGGACUACGGUGGCGACAGUUCCUUCGCCCUGACGUCCUCCGAAGAACAGGACGAACAAGCACAGGCAUCCGAACGAAAGGCAUUCUACGUCUACCCGGAGAACUACCGGGGGUUGGAGGUGAAUUCGGGCUACAGUAACAUUAAGAAGUGA